This is a messenger RNA of Zasmidium cellare ATCC 36951, 681 nucleotides long. RefSeq lists its product as uncharacterized. Lineage: Eukaryota; Fungi; Ascomycota; Dothideomycetes; Mycosphaerellales; Mycosphaerellaceae. The transcript has 2 exons. Bases 1 to 681 code for a protein of 226 amino acids. The record is from RefSeq and is a predicted model, not a curated record.
AUGGACGACCCAAUCCAAGACAUCACCUCCGUCGUCCACCGUCUAACCCAAGGCUCCCCAAAGGAACAAGAAGAAACCAUCAACGAAUACUUCACCACAAACGCCUCCUUCACACACCCCUUCUGCCGAACAGGAAGCUUCGAAGGCAGUCGAUGGCUCAUCCACGCCAUUUUCCGGUGGUACAAAAUCCUCAGUCCGACGAUUGAAUUGAGCGUCAAUUCUGUUGCAUUCGACGAAACCUCCCUCCUCCUCUACGUCAGCAUCACGCAAACCUUCUCCAUCUUCUUCAUCCCCUUCUACUCCGCCCCCGUCAGCCUCACCACCGUCCUGCAACUCGUCCGGAAAUCCCCCUCGCGGAGAUACUACAUCCAAUCGCAAAGCGACCUCUACCAGACCGAUCAGUUCGUCAGAUUCUUCGCGCCCUGGGGGAUCGGAGCCACGAUCGUGUUGCUGUGGCAUUUCUGGGCGACGUUUGCGUGUGUGCUGGGCGCGUAUGUGGGUCAGCCGUUUACGAGGUGGAUGCAGAGGAGGGCGGAGAAGAGGAUCCAGGCGGGGCCGAAUGGUGUGGGGACGGCGGGGAACAGUGGCCAGUAUGUCAAGAUAACGAAGCAAUUAGGAGAGGGGAACUCCACUGGUGGGGACAGGCAGUUGCCCAGUACGAGGAUCGUCAAGGUGAACUAG